This is a messenger RNA of Rhopalosiphum maidis (corn leaf aphid), 4905 nucleotides long. RefSeq lists its product as uncharacterized. The coding region runs from base 297 to 4784 and encodes 1495 amino acids. The record is from RefSeq and is a predicted model, not a curated record. Gene Ontology annotation, biological process: regulation of DNA-templated transcription. NCBI's taxonomy places the organism in Eukaryota, Metazoa, Arthropoda, Insecta, Hemiptera, Aphididae. The transcript is spliced from 13 exons. Gene Ontology annotation, cellular component: nucleus. Gene Ontology annotation, molecular function: protein binding; zinc ion binding.
UAUUACGUACUCGUUAGUCUGUUCCGGCCUUUAGUGUCUCUUCUGUUCUAUCGUUGCCCACGCCAAUAUAGCUUAUGUGCAUUUUCCAUUGACGAAUACAUAUGUUUACUUGAUUUAUUCAUUGAUCGUGAAAACACAUAGACCUCUGGUUCCUCGGACAGUUUAAUUAUUGAUGCUGUAAUCAUUUCCGCGCGCAGAUGAGUGGAAUUCCAAAAGAAUCGUUUGAAGGAUAUAAUAUGACUUAUCAUAUUGAAGAAAUAAAUGAUUUUUAAUCUGAUAAAAACACAGCAAAAAAUAUGGAUUUAGAUUCGUUAAAAGAUCCUCACAAUUCGCAUUGUAACAUUAGUAGUACAUUAAAUAACAACAGUAAUACAAGUGGUAUUGAAAAUACAAAAUUAAAUGAAUCUACUUUAAAUAAAGUAGAACAAAUUAAUACUAAAAAUUCUAAAAUUGGCGAUAAUAAUGGUGUUGAAUUAUCUAAACAACAGGUGCCAAUUAAACAAAUGAUAACAACUGCCUCUAUUGUAAAUGUACCUAAACUAAUUAAAAUCAAUUUAAAUUCUCACUGCAUAAGUAGCUCAUUAGAUACCAGCAGUAGUACAAGUGGUAAAAAAAUUACCAAAUUAAAUGAAUCCAUUUCAACUCAACUCCAAGAAAUAAAUAAAACUGAAAAUUUUAAAAUUGGAGAUAUACAUGAUGUUGAAAUAUCUAAACAACAAAAGUCAGUAAAUCAAAUUAUUUCAACUACUUCUGUUAAAAAUGAAAACAAUAUAUAUCCUCAAAAAAUAAGUAGUUCAUUGAAUAACAGCAGUAGUACAACUGGUAAAGAAGUUACCCAAUCAAAUGAAUCUAUCUCAACUGUAAUUCAAGAACGAAAAAAAAUUGAUAAUUUUAAAGUUGAUGAUGUUGAAAUAUCGUUAUCUAAUCGUAAAAUUCCAGUGAAGCACGUACUACCUGCUAUAGCUUUUGUCAAUUCAUCUAAUAUACAUUUUCAUAAUACUCAUCGUGAUUUGAGUAGUUUAUUGGAUAAUAACAAUAAGAAAUAUGGUAUAGAAGUUUCCAAAAUAAAUAAAUCUACUUCAACUAAAGUACUUGAACAAAAAAAAACUGUUAGUUUAAAAAUUCUUGAUAAUAUUAAUAUUGAAAAAUCUAAACAACAGAUACCAAUCAACAAACUGAUCAAAGCUCCUUUGUUUUUAAAUACACUUAAUAAAAGUCAAAAAACCGUAUGUAUAAGACCAAACACAUAUUCUUUGAAUGUAGAAAAAAUUUCUGUUCCACAAACAGUUAUAUCUAAUGUGAAACUACUUCCUUCAGUUAUUACUGGCCAAAUUAAAAAACCAUCAACUUUCUCUAUAAUACCUUCCACUACACGCAUCAAUCCAACAAAUACAAUUAUUAAAAGAUUACAACCCAAGUUAAAUCCUGUUAAUAUUACUAAUAAUAAAUGCAUUUCGACAUUAAAACCUGGAUUCAAAAUAAUAUCUCCAAAUGACUUAAAGUCGAAAAUAGUUCUAAAUCCACAAAAAAGUUGUAAGUAUGUAUUAACUAAUAUAGAAAAUGGAAAAGUCACGAACUUGCCGACUUGUAUUUCCAAAUCACCAAUGUUAAAACCAUUAAAUUCUAUAAUACCAGUAACAGUCGCCGAAAAAUUUAAUGCAAUUGAAGAAAAACCAAAAAUUAAAGAUAUUAAAUCAAAAUUUGUUGUUAACUUCAAAGAAUUUCAGAAUCAAAGAUACAAAGCUUUACGAAUUGAAAAAAAAAAAAAUUUCAAAAAAUUCAAACAUUUAUUUGCAUCAAACACUAGUUUUCAACCUAUACAACAGAGUUCUACAAAUGCAUUUAUUAGAAAACAAAAAAGGAAAUUGAAAUCUCAUACAGAUCCAUCAAACUCUAAAGAAAUGAAGAUUGACGCAAGUAUUACAGAUUCUAAACAUAAUCAACAAGAAAAAGAACUAUCAUCAUUAAACAAAAAUAAAAAUUUAACUGAUUUUGGAGAUGUCAGUGGACUGAAAAAACAUAUACCCCAUACUAUUAUUAGUAAAGAUUUAAUAAAUAAUCAUAAAAAUGUGGUUAUUUUAAAUAAUAAUAUUAAAAAAGAAUUUUGUCCUACACCUGGAUUUAUUCAACUAUCAUCAAAGCCUGAAUCUCUAAUCAAAACAUAUGGUCAACCUUUAGCUAUCACAAAAUAUGGUAAAUUUACUGCUAAAGAACAAAAAACUGUAAGAUUAGUACCUUUAAGUUCAAUUAACCAAUCAAAAACAAAACCGAAUGCUACUGUUAUGAUACAUGGUAAACCAGUUCCUGUUCGUAUUAUGAAAAAAAAUGAUAAUAAUCCCAACAAUAAUAUUACUAAAAUUCCUACUAAUCAAUUAUUGAAGAUGAUUCCUAAUAAAGUUUAUACAGCAAAAAAUACAAAAUUGAAUAAAUUUAGUAACAAACCCAACGUUUGUUACAAGAAAAUAUCGUUAGAACCAUUAAUUAAGGAUUUAUUACCAAAAGUUACUAUGACCCAGAGAAUAUUACCAAAAUCAUCUCCCAAUAAAAUGAAUACGACCAAAAAUCAACUGACGUUUCCACCAGGUCCAUUGGUUACAUGUGAAUAUGAAUAUUGUAGUAUAGUAGGACACAAACUUGAAAUGAUUGAUUUUAUGUAUUGUAGCAAGGGUUGUAAAAGAUUAGCUACUAAACUAAAGUUAGCUACAGAAAAGCCUGUUGUUAUUGGACAACCACAAGAAAAUACAGAUUUUUCAAAAAAACCUCCGAUUGAUCGAAAAUUGCUUUUAGCAAAAUUGAGAAGUAGAAUUAAUAAAAGGAAGCAAAACUUACCAUCUUUUCAAAAAGAAGAUGUAUCUGGGCAUCAAGUUGAAACACUUUGUAAGGUGCCCUACACUUCUAUUUCAUCUGCAAUACCAAUAACUGUAAAUCGUUCUUUUCAAAAAUCAGAAAAUAAAAGAAAAUCCUCAAAAUCAAUUAGAGCUACUGCUACAGUUGAAAACGGUAAACUAGAAAAAGAAAAAAUAUUGAGCUAUUUGCAACAUACUGAUUAUGUACCUGCUCCAAAAAGAUUAUUUGACAAUCCUUUUCCAUUAGAUGCUAACCCUUUUAAAGUUGGACAAAGAUUAGAAGGUAUUGAUCCAGAACAUGAAGCCUUGUUUUGUGUUAUGAGUGUAGUGGAAGUUUGUGGAUAUCGCAUUAAGUUACACUUUGAUGGCUAUCCAGAUAUAUAUAAUUUUUGGGUAAAUGCAAAUUGCCCAGAUUUAUUUUUCCCUAGAUGGUGUGAACAAAACUCUCGCAUUUUGCAACCACCAAAAAAUUAUAAUCGACCAUUCAGGUGGACUGAUUACCUUCAUAUACCUGGUGUUACGCCUGCUCCAAAAUGGAAUUUUCCUACUGCCUUAAAUACUAAUCGUAUAACAAAUCAUUCAUUUUAUAUUGGAGCUAAACUAGAAGCUUUAGAUAAAUUAACACGCACAACAUCAAAACAACUUAUAUGUGUUGCUACUAUUGCUGAUUUUUUGGGAAAUCGUAUACGUAUUCAUUUUGAUGGAUGGACAGAUGAUUUUGACUACUGGACAGAUAUUACAUCAACUACUAUACAUCCUGUGGGAUGGUGUGAUAAAAAUGGUCGAUCUUUAUGUCCACCUCAUGGUUACGAUGAUUGCAAAGGCAAAAAUCCUUUUUCUUGGACUAAAUAUUUAAAAGAAACCAAUAGUCAACCUGUACCAGAAAAUGCAUUUUUUCGCAGACCAUUACGAGAAUUUACUAAUAGCAUGGCAAUUGAAGUUGUAGAUAUUGCAAAUCCUUCAUUAAUUAGAAUUGCUAAAGUAGUAGAUGUUAAAGGAGAUGAACUUAAAAUACUUUAUGAUGGAUUUGAUACCAUAUAUGCGUACUGGAUUGAAGAUGACAGUCCAAAUAUUCAUCCACUUGGAUGGUGUUUAAAAACUAAUCACCCAAUUGAGCUAUUUAAAGCAAAUGCAAUACUUUGGACUUGUAGAGUUCCUGGUUGUAAUGGUAAAGGCAAUGCAAAUAAUUCCAAAAAUACUCAUGUAUUUGCUAAAGAUUGCCCAUAUGAAUUUGAGUCAUGGAAAAAAUUAAUUUCUGGAUUAAUAGUUAAACCUGAUAGAAUAAAACCUGAAGAUUUAUUAUCUUCAGUUCCAAGUAGUUUGAAACCUGAGAGUACUGUUGUAACUAAAGAAGAUAAUAAAAAAGAAAAAUUGAAGUCAAAUAAACUAAAAAGAUACCGUUUUAAGAAGUCUAAAAAGUCUAAAAAGUAUAAGAAGUCUAAAAAAAGAAUCAAUAACAAAUUAAAAAAGAAUUUAAAAAAAAAGAUACCCAACGGUCGUUCAAAAACUGUUUAUAAAAGAGCUGUUGAAGCAAUGGAUGAAUUAGAAAUAAUUAAAGGUGUUAAUGAUUAUACAAGCUAUGGUUAUGGCUCUUUUAAACGUCCUAGGCUUAAUGCAUGGACCAGACAUAAUGUUCUAGAUGAUAUACCAAUAUUUAAUACUACUGAUGUAAGAAAAUGGCCUAUAAAAGAAGUAGCUACUUUUGUUGAAAUAGUAGUUUCUAAUAAUUAUACAGAUGAUAAUCCCUCUGAUCGAAUCAAAAUAUCUAAAUCUUUUUUAAAUCAGGAAAUCGAUGGUGAUGUAUUUUUAAUGUUAACCCAAAAAGAUUUAACAGAUGUAUUAAACAUUCCACUUGGUCCGGCGCUAAAACUGCAUAAUGCUAUUGUAGUGUUAAGACAAAGAACUUCUGCAUUUGAUGUUGCGAAUGGACUGUUAUAAACUUAAAACUAAACAAAAAUAAGUUAUACUUUUUUACUAUGAAAUUUUAUUUCAUUUCUCAUUUUGUAUUUUAUUACUUUUUUAUUUUAAAAUAUUUAGUACUUUAUUGUGCAUUAUAAUU